Vicugna pacos (alpaca) is the source of this 10690-nucleotide messenger RNA. RefSeq names its product microtubule associated serine/threonine kinase 3 (gene MAST3). Gene Ontology annotation, biological process: peptidyl-serine phosphorylation; intracellular signal transduction; cytoskeleton organization. Lineage: Eukaryota; Metazoa; Chordata; Mammalia; Artiodactyla; Camelidae. Gene Ontology annotation, molecular function: ATP binding; protein binding; protein serine/threonine kinase activity. The record is from RefSeq and is a predicted model, not a curated record.
GCGGGGCACGGACAUUGCCCUGGCACCCCCAGAGACUUGGAAGCCACCCAGACCCAGCCCCCUCCACAAGGUACUGUGGGUUGGUGACAUAACCACUUUGGGCCUCAGUUUACCCCUCCAUAAAAUGGCACUGUGAUCCACACUAGAACCACAAUGGGAAAAUUCCAUAUUCAGACAUAGCCAGCAGGUCUCCCUUCUGACAGAUGGCCAGGGCGAGGCCAGAACUUGAGCUGUUGCCCAAGGACUUCCUUGAGACAGGUGCUGGAUUCCCAGCCUUCUCAGAACCCUGCUGAAUUGGCCUGGCUGCUUGGGCUCUGAACCAGGUCAGCUGGCCGGAAAGCUCCUCCCUCUGAAUGUACACACACAACACACACACACACACACACACCCCCAAGACUGAGAAUUCACCAUUAGAGCCCCAUGCACUGAACUUAACCAGGCAAAGUGGUGUAGAGAAAAAGGACCAACUUGACUGAGUGCCAGCUCUGUCCCCAGUGCCUUCUGUCCCCUCUGCAUCCCUGGGAGAGAAGCACCCUUCCUGACCCCCUUUUCCCCACGGAGGAAACUGAGGCUCAGAGAGGAGACACUAGUUCUUCUGGUUCAGUAUGUCUAGGGGCCAAGUGUCAGGGCCAGCUUUGUGAUCAGAGUCUGUUGAGGGUUUGAGCCACCCUCGGUGACUGGCAGAUCUCAGGGUCUUGUCCCUGUAUGGAGGGAAUAUCAGGGUUAUAGUGGGCCCCUCACACAGCUCAGGCAGAAGUUCAGGGAAGAGACAGAUAUACAGGUCAGUGAUGUCUAGAAUUUGAUGGCCCAUCAGCCAUUUACACCUUAGUAUGAAUGAGCUGCUCAGACUCUUCCCACAGGCCUUUAAUGAGGAGAAGAGAGAACGAUUUGAAGCCCCCACUGGCUGCUGGGCAAAAGGCAGAUAACUUCAUUAAGUAGGCAUUUAUUGUGUGCCCGGUGCUAAGGUCACAGCUGUGAACAAGAACAUAGGCCCUCCCUCAGGAGGCUCUCAGUAUACUUUCAUGAAGUAGGCAAUGGACAAGUAAACAGACAAAUGAGAUACAUUCAGACAGGGACCUCAUUAAUGUAGUGCGUGAGCCAAGGCCUGGGCUGAGCUAGGAAAGAGAGGCACCAAGCAGCAGAAAUUGCACAUGCAAAGGUCCUGAGGCAGGACCGAGGUUUUUAAAGCCUCUGUGGCUGCCUUGGGGGAAGAAAGAUCUCCUGGGGACGGGGGACAGGAAUAGAGGUGGCAGAGGCAGGGAGGUGGUUAGGAAAACAUCUGGGUAGUAGAUGGUGGACCCUGGACCAGGCUGGGGCAUCCAGUGGGAAGCAGAGACUGCUGUCAUCCGCAUUUAGCAGAGGAGAAAACUAUGGCAUAGAACCUCAGAGUAUGUUGUCCAGGGGCACCCUGGGAGAAGCGUCAGUCCAGAUCUGACUCUGAGUCCCUGGCCUCAACCCCAGGUGAGGAUGGGAUGAGGGGAGGGGCCUAUUGAGAGCAGAUAAGCCAGUUUUACCAGGAGGAAAUGGGAGGUGAGUUUGAAGCUCUAGCUCAGUCGGCUGGCUCCCUUACAUGCCACCAGGGGGCAGCAGAACCACAUUGCCUUGGGCCAGGCAAGGAGAUGGGUCCCUGCCUUCCCUGCUCAAAGCACCUUAGAAUUAAACUGUCAUUUGUCCCCUCAGCCUCUAAGGACCUGUGAGUCCAGCCCCUGUGACUCCCACCCCCACCUCCUCCCCAUCUACCUCUCCAGUGCUCACCCAACUCUAGCCAUGUGGCUUCUUGGACUGUUAAAAUAUAAGCUGGUCCAGCCAUAGGGCCUUUGCACUUGCUGGCCCUUCUGCCUAGAGCUCCAUUUUCUCCAUUUACUCCUUUAUUCAUUUGUCAAGUCUCCAAGCCACCAGAUAGGAAGCUUUUCCUGACCAACCUUCCCUGCCCCUGCCCCACCUUAAGGGCCCCCAAGCCCUAGUUCCAUCCAUUAUACGUAUCCGUUUCCCUCAUCCCAACCACCUCAUGAGUGUGAUGUCCAUGUUUUCUUAUGUGAUUAUAGGGGGUUUUUUUCCACCAGAGGUUUGGGAGCCCUUUGAUGGCCUGACUUGGAUCUGUCCUGGUCAUCCUAGAUACUCAGGCAGGGCCUGGUAUACAGCAGGUGCUCAGUUAAUGCUUGUGGCAAAGACAAAUGGGAAGCAGCUGGGCUCUCCCUGUGGUGGUAGCAGGGAAGAGGUUGAAGAGGUUAUGAGUUGGGCCCAGAUGGACAAGGAGGCAACAAAGAGGCUAUUCUAGGCAGGAACAGCAUUGUCAGAGGAGUGUUCCCUCUGGGGCCUUGGACGCCAAGGACAGGAAGAAUUUGGAUUUUUCUACUCAUGCUACUGAAAGCUACACAAGGUACAGGGCUUGGAGGGACGGGGACAGCUCAUGACAGGUAGGAAGGGCUGGGGUGGUCAGACCAAGCUGGGUUCGGGGGUGAGGGUCUGUAUGUCCACUUGGGGCUUUGCUAUUUACACAGUUUACACAGCUCAAGAAGAUAGAGGCAAAGUCCAAGGCACAGACGGAGUUAGGAUCUCAGCUCUGGGAAAGAGGUUCACCGAGGAGUAGGAUCUUGCUGGAAAAUGAGGAGCCAUGGAGGGUGUGUGAGCAGGGGCGGGGCAUGAUCUGGUGGGCAGUGGGCUGGCGCCAAAGGUCAGUGGUUCAGCCAGUCUCUCAUGGGAGGUCUUUGCCAUGGCCACAGGCCUCUUGGAUUGCCAGCUGUAGCCCUGUUCUGCAGAGGAGGAAACUAAGGCCAGAUGGACAUGGGAGAAGCAGCUGCUGGGGAUGCCAGUGCAGUGGGCGUAAUGUGGGGCCUGUAGGCGGUGCAGGCUGGGGAUGAGGGGCAGCUCCUUGACUGUGUGCAGAAGUGUCUCUGGCCCACAUUUGGGGGGAGCUUGUGGGCACAGCAUGUCAGCAUAUGGUGACACGAGACCAUGACUUCAUCCCCAUUUGGGUCCCCAGACCUAUGGGACUUCAAAUUCCUCCCACGCUGAACAUCUGAGGACCACAUCUGAUCCUGAAACAGGGUCUGUCCUUUGGCCUCAGAAUAAGCCCAGAAUUCACCUACUUUACUCUGCAGCUGCACGCUGGUCCAGGACUCAGUAUCCCCCUCUUAGACCCUGGGACAGCCCCUCACUAGCCUCCUGUCACCUCUAUUCCUGCCCCAACAGCUCUUGUUUCCCAUGGCAGACGUCAGGGGGUGUUUUACAAACAUAGUCCAGAUCACACCCUUCCCCUGCUCACACAUCCUCCAUGGUUCCCUAUUGCUCCUACAGUAAAACUGCACUCCUCCCUCCAGCCCAUAAGGCCUACAUGGUCCAUCUUGCUGGCAUUUUCCCCUCAUUCCUCCCUAAGGGCCUUUGCAUGAGCUAUGCUCACUGGCCCGGGGCUCUCUAUCUCCAUGGCUCCUCUUCCUUCUCAGUUCCUCAGCUGGCUGCAGUAUCCUCCUGGCUAAAGUUGUCCUUUGCUGGUGAGCAGGGGAGGUUCUUUUCCUUCAUCAGCUUCAGUGUUUGAAAUUAACCUGUUUGUUUGUUUCCUAUUUACUCUCUGCCUCCCCUGCCAGACUGGGGACCCCUGAGAGCAGGGAUUAUUUGUGGCCUGCCUCCCCAGGGUUCCAUACGAGAGCAGGCACACAGUAAAUGCUCAAUCAAUGUUUGUUGAGUGAAUGAAUGGCCAGACAUGAGUGUUUGAGCCCCAGUCUGGGGGACCUGGAGAGCAGGCCUGGGGAGACACUCAGUAGGUAUCUAGGCCACGGCAGGUGGGGGGCAUCUGAGUGGGACACUGGGCUUGGAAGGAGCAGGGUGGGGAGUCUGAGAGAAACUUGAGAAGCAAAAUCAGUGGCAAGAUGGAUGGGUGAAGUUAGCGUUACUUGUGCAGCAGCACCCCUACAUGUCUCGGUUAUCUCUUCUCAGGUGUGGAGUCUGGGCUCCAGGUCAAUCCUGGACCAGUCAGUUCCCAAAGUGCCAUGUGGCCUGUGAAGGGUCCACCCUCAGGGUGACACUGUCCCUGACUUCCCCGGGCUGUCAUGAAAGGAGGAAGCACUAAUUCACUGUCUACUGCAUGAGACAUUCCUCCUUCCAUAGUGAAGAUGAACGGUACCCCCAGCUCUGUACCAGGCACUUUCUGUGCCUCUGAUUUUAUUCCAUUUUCACAAGGGGACAUGGGUAGAUGGGGAACAGAAGCCUGAAAGUUUGUCUAAUGCUAACGUUUAUCCAACGUUUACCAGGCACUCUUGGAGUCAUAGCCUUACAACUUAAUUGUGUAGUCAUCAUCCACUUCUUGGGCAGGAGUUCAGGUGAAGGAGGCUAGUGAGGGACUGUAACAGCCCCGUUUUCCUCCCAUUUUACAGUUGAGAAUACUGGGGCUUCAGAAGUUAAAUGAAGCAUCUGAUUCCUGAUAGUGGCCAGGCUGAUGGCCUUUCCCCAUCGCACAGAGCUUACCAGGUGCCCUGACUCAGUUUGUUAAAAACACCCUCUGUGCCAGUCCAGUGUUGGAAGAUGCUGGGACCCCAAGGAUCCAAGCCGGGGGAAGACAGAGCUGGAUAGAUCCAAGAGAAGUCUUCUUGGAGGAGGGGACACUGAAUUUUGCCAGGCAGGAAAGGCAUUCCAAGGAGUGGAGCCGGCGUGGGCGCACGGUAGCAUGAGCGGGGCCAGACCGCUGGAUGGGUCUUGAGUGCCGCACUCAGAAGGGGUUCGCACCGAAGGGGCACAGGGGGCGUGAUCGGAUUUACAUUUUGAGGAAAGAGAGCCAAGUUCCAGGACCCAACAUCAAAGUGCCGCCAACGCCCCGCCCCCGCCGCCCGCAAUCCUGGCAACGCGCCGCCCCUCCGCCCGCGGCCUUGGCAACGUCCCGCCUCUCCGCCCGCGGCUAUGGCAACGCCUCGCCCACUCGCCAGCACGCGGGUCCGCCGGCCUUGCUUCCGCGUCGCUCGCCCCUCCCCGCCAGGCCAGGCCCCGCCCCCGCUCUGCCCUGAGCCGGGUUCCCGGCCUCGAUCCCAGGCGCGCGCUUCCUCCUCGACCCCCUACCCCUAGCACCACGGCGCGCACCAUCUCCUCCGACCCUCACCGCGAGCCUCCCACCGUGGUGAUCCCACCGUGAAGGUUCGCGCCCCGCCGCCGCUGGUUGCGCCCCCGCGCCUCUCGGGCCUCUGGCGGCGGCGGCGGCACAAAGAGAAGCAGCAUGUCCGACCCCAGCUACUGGACGGCGGUGGCAGCUCCUGGCCACCGGAGCCGCCUGGCCAAGGGCGCGCUGCUGCAGCGCUCCAAGAGCUGCCGCAGUGGGAACCGCAAGAGCCUGGUGGUAGGAACACCCUCACCGACCCUUUCCCGGCCACUGUCGCCACUGUCAGUCCCAACGGCAGGCAGCAGCCCCCUGGAUAGUCCUCGGAACUUCUCAGCUGUAUCUGCUGUCAACUUCCCUUUCGCCCGGAGCCACAUCCCGCGUGCAGACAGGGCUGAUGGCAGAAGAUGGUCCCUUGCAUCCCUCCCGUCUUCUGGCUAUGGAACCAACACGCCCAGCUCCACUGUCUCGUCGAGCUCAUCCUCCCGGGAGCGCCUCCACCAGCUUCCUUUCCAACCGACACCGGACGAACUCUGCUUCCUGUCCAAGCAUUUCCGCAGCUCAGACAGUGUGGCUGAUGAGGAGGGUGGCCACCGCUCACCGCGCCUUCGCCCCCGCUCCCGCAGCCUCAGCCCUGGACGCACAACAGGGACCUUCGACAAUGAGAUCGUCAUGAUGAAUCAUGUGUACCGGGAGAGAUUCCCCAAGGCCACAGCACAGAUGGAGGGCCGUCUACAGGAGUUCUUGGCCACCUUCUCGCCCGGCUCCCGGCUGGCACUGGCCGACGGCGUCCUGGGCUUCAUACACCACCAAAUCAUCGAGCUGGCCCGUGACUGCCUAGCCAAGUCUGGAGAGGCGCUUGUCACCUCCCGCUACUUCCUGGAGAUGCAGGAGAAGCUGGAGAGGCUGCUGCAGGAUGCCCACGAGCGCUCAGACAGUGAGGAAGUUGGCUUCAUUGUCCAGCUCGUCAGGAAGCUGCUGAUCAUCAUCUCGCGGCCAGCGAGGCUCCUCGAGUGCCUGGAGUUUGACCCUGAGGAGUUUUACCACCUGCUGGAGGCUGCUGAGGGCCAGGCCCGUGAGGGCCAGGGCAUCAAGACGGACCUGCCACAGUACAUCAUUGAGCAGCUGGGCCUGACGAAGGACCCUCUCCAGGAGAUGGUGCCUCUGAGUCACCUCGAUGACAGUGGAGGACAGCCUCCAGCACCAGAGUCCCCAGAGAGUCGUGCCCUGGUCGGCCCUUCACGGAGGAAGCCAUGUGAGAGCGACUUCGAGACUAUCAAGCUCAUUAGCAAUGGGGCCUAUGGUGCUGUCUACCUGGUGCGGCACCGGGACACAAGGCAGCGCUUUGCCAUUAAGAAGAUCAACAAGCAGAACCUGAUCCUGCGCAACCAGAUCCAGCAGGUCUUCGUGGAGCGUGACAUCCUCACCUUUGCCGAGAAUCCUUUUGUGGUCAGCAUGUUCUGCUCGUUCGAGACCCGGCGCCACCUGUGCAUGGUCAUGGAGUAUGUGGAAGGCGGCGACUGUGCCACACUCCUCAAGAACAUGGGCCCGCUGCCUGUGGAUAUGGCCCGCAUGUACUUCGCUGAGACAGUGCUGGCGCUCGAGUACCUGCACAACUAUGGCAUUGUGCACCGGGACCUCAAGCCUGACAACCUGCUCAUCACCUCGCUCGGCCACAUCAAGCUGACUGACUUUGGCCUGUCCAAGAUCGGGCUCAUGAGCAUGGCCACCAACCUCUACGAGGGCCACAUCGAGAAGGACACUCGGGAGUUUGUGGACAAGCAGGUAUGUGGGACGCCUGAAUACAUCGCCCCUGAGGUGAUCUUCCGCCAGGGCUACGGGAAGCCAGUGGACUGGUGGGCCAUGGGCGUCGUCCUCUAUGAAUUCCUGGUGGGCUGUGUGCCAUUCUUCGGAGAUACCCCUGAGGAACUCUUUGGCCAGGUGGUCAGUGAUGAAAUCAUGUGGCCUGAGGGGGACGAAGCCCUUCCAGCUGACGCCCAGGACCUUAUCACCAGGCUGCUCCGACAGAGCCCACUGGACCGUCUAGGCACUGGUGGCACCCACGAAGUGAAGCAGCACCCCUUCUUCCGGACACUGGACUGGGCAGGGCUUCUGCGACACAAGGCUGAGUUCGUGCCACAGCUUGAGGCUGAGGAUGACACCAGUUACUUUGACACACGCUCGGAACGUUACCACCACCUGGGCUCAGAGGAUGAUGAGACCAAUGAUGAGGAGUCAUCCACGGAGAUCCCCCAGUUCUCGUCCUGUUCCCAUCGGUUCAGCAAGGUCUACAGCAGCUCUGAGUUCCUGGCCGCCCAGCCCACUCCAACCUUCGCCGAACGGAGCUUCAGUGAGGACCGGGAGGAAGGGUGGGAGCGCAGCAGCGAGGGGGAGUAUGGGCGCCGGCUGAGCACCGAGGUCCGGCUAAGGUCGUGGACGUCCUCUGGUUCCUCCUGCCACUCAUCCUCUUCCCAGCCUGAACGAGGGCCUAGCCCAUCUCUCCUGGGCACCAUCAGCCUGGACACAAUGCCCAAGUUUGCCUUCUCGUCAGAGGACGAGGGAGCUGGCCCAACUGCUGUGGGCCCCAAAAGGCCCGUCUUCAUUCUAGGGGAGCCUGACCCACCCCCAGCAGCCACCCCAGUGGUGCCAAAGCCCUCAAGCCUUUCUGCUGACACAGCUGCCCUCAGCCACGCGCGACUACGAAGUAACAGCACUGGUGCACGACACUCCACGCCGCGGGCCCUGGAUGCCGGCCGGGGCCGCCGCCCAGGGGGCCCAAGAGACUCAGCCCCUGAGAAAUCCAGGGCCUCCCCCAGUGGGGGCCGCGUGCCCAAGUCAGCCUCGGUGUCCGCACUGUCACUCAUCAUCACGGCCGAUGACGGCAGCGGCGGCCCCCUCAUGAGCCCCCUGUCCCCACGCUCACUGUCCUCGAACCCAUCGUCCCGAGACUCCUCUCCAAGCAGAGACCCUUCCCCUGUGUGUGGCAGCCUGCGGCCCCCCAUUGUCAUCCACAGCUCAGGCAAGAAGUACGGCUUCAGCCUGCGGGCAAUCCGUGUCUACAUGGGUGACAGUGACGUCUACGCUGUGCACCACGUCGUGUGGAGCGUGGAGGAGGGAAGCCCCGCCCAGGAAGCGGGCCUGCGAGCUGGGGACCUCAUCACCCACAUCAAUGGGGAGUCGGUCCUGGGGCUGGUGCACAUGGAUGUCGUGGAGCUGCUGCUGAAGAGUGGCAACAAGAUCGCCCUUCGGACCACAGCCCUGGAGAACACCUCCAUCAAGGUGGGCCCUGCACGGAAGAAUGUGACCAAGGGCCGCAUGGCGCGCAGGAGCAAGCGGAGCCGAAGGCGGGAGACGCAGGACCGGCGGAAGUCCCUCUUCAAAAAGAUCUCAAAACAGUCAUCUGUGCUACACACCAGCCGCAGCUUCUCCUCCGGCCUCCACCACUCCCUGUCGUCUAGCGAGAGCCUCCCGGGCUCACCCACCCACAGCCUCUCUCCCAGCCCCACCACGCCCUGCCGCAGUCCGGCUCCUGAUGCCCCAGCAGACACGGCGUCCCCACCCAGUGCAUCCCCAAGCUCCAGCAGCCCUGCAUCUCCGGCUGCCGCUGGCCACACCCGCCCCAGCUCCCUGCAUGGCUUGGCCGCCAAGCUUGGACCACCUCGCCCCAAAACUGGUCGCCGCAAGUCCACCAGCAGCAUCCCGCCCUCCCCACUGGCCUGCCCGCCUGUGCCUGCACCCCCACCCCGCUCACCCUCGCCUCUGCCAGGGCACCCACCUGCACCUGCCCGGUCCCCGAGGUUGCGCCGGGGCCAGUCGGCUGACAAGCUGGGUACAAGUGAGAGGCUGGACGGGGAGCUGGGGCGCCGUAGCCGUGGGCCGGACUCCGAGCUGGUGGUCAUGCGGCGGCUGCAUCUAUCUGAGCGCCGAGACUCCUUCAAGAAGCAGGAGGCCGUGCAGGAGGUGAGCUUUGAUGAGCCACCUGAGGAGGCCACUGGGUCACCCCCUUUGGUGCCUCAGAUCGCUGUGGAGGGUGCUGAGGCCAUGCCAGGAGCCCUUGGACCCGCUGGGAAAGACUAACCCCUCCUAUGUGGCCUCUCCCUGGCCUGGAAGUCAAGCAUUUUUGCAGAAUGUUUUUUCCAUAAAUUGACACCUGGAUAGAGACUGAGCCAACAGCCUAUGACACCUGGAAGAUGAGAAGCCAUGGAGGUUCUUACCAGAAGGUGUAGACAGUGCCUCCCUCGUGUUCUGGAGCCGAUCAGUCAGGGAGCCAUAGGGGCAGGAGUGGGAGACUAGGGUGGCGUUGUAAAUAGCAGCAAAUCCCUGCAACUAAUUUAUUACUUUUUAUAAGCGAUAGCCAGAGUGAGCUGCCACUGUUGAGGCGGCUGCCCAGGCCCUGCCCCAUGUACCUGGGACCCAUUUGCAGACCCUGCCCCCUGGGCUGAGAAGGAAGCACUUUGGAAAAUCACAUGUGUUCAUGUUUUCUAGUUUUUCUGUACUUUUAAAGUCUCUUUGUGUUACUUGAUCCCAUUCCCUGACUCCAGACCCACAGAUUCAAAGGGACACAGCCAAGCUUACCUGUCCAGGCCCAGUUUGGAUUGGAGGGUCCAUAAACAAUACCCUCCACCACAAAACGAAGUAAUCCUGAUGAUGGACUGCAUUCUGAAGGCUACUUUCCACAUCAUAGCCUCUAUGUAGGCCAGCCUUGCUAGUGUCUGCCUCCAGUCCUAUAGGCUUGGGAUGUGUGGGAACUGGGGCUUUGAUGUAUGAAUAGAAGUUCACCAGAUCUAGACAGAGGGGUUGCCCUCUUCACAGGCAGACUUUGAUGCCCUGGAGGCAGAGGCCUCAAAGGUGCCACCAGGGUAAAUUGCCACCCUGGACAAGAUUUUUUGUGUGUUUGAUACACACCCGGGUGAGCCCUUACCCAUGAUGUGUCUGAAAACACCCCCUGGGGAUUCCCUCCAUGUGCCAGAGCCAUGCUAGGAUGAAAUUCAAGUGAGAAAAAUCCAACUAGGGGGCCAAGUUUGAACCUUGGCUUCACUGUUUGGCUCUGGGAACAUGGCUUCCCUACUCCGUGCCUCAGUUUCCUUGUGUUUACAAAACUAAUACCAGUAACUAUUUAUUAAGCACCUGUAUGCCAAGUACUUUUACUUGUGGCUUCUCCCUCAGCCAGCUUUGAAAAGGCUAGAGGUGGUGUUGUCAUCCCCGUUUUACAGACAAAUACCUAAGGCCUAGCAAAGGGUGGAGACUUGUCCUGUGAUUGCCUGGUAAAAGUCACACAGCCAGGCCCUGUCCUGGGCAUUGUUAUCAAGGGAGCUUGAAUGGAGAAUCUGAUGUCCGAUACAGCAGACUCCAGCUCUAGCUCUCUCCCCUGUAACGCUGUGUGACCCACUGGGCAUCUGUGAGCCUCCAUUUCCCAUUUGGAGGUGGCAAGCAAGAUCAGCAUGCCCCACAUGGUGAGGGCACUUUCCAGGCACUGCAGCCUGCUCUGCAUUCCUUCUGAAGACGCCUGUCCAGCACUGCCUGGUGUUGGAGCUAGACCAAGGCUGUGCAUGACUUGCUCCCACCUUCUAUCCUGGAGCUGACAGUGAAUAAAAGCUCACAUUUACAAAG